This is a messenger RNA of Pyrus x bretschneideri (Chinese white pear), 1170 nucleotides long. RefSeq lists its product as uncharacterized. Bases 478 to 975 code for a protein of 165 amino acids. NCBI's taxonomy places the organism in Eukaryota, Viridiplantae, Streptophyta, Magnoliopsida, Rosales, Rosaceae. The transcript is spliced from 2 exons. The record is from RefSeq and is a predicted model, not a curated record.
CUCUCUAGAAAGUGUGUUGUAUUUUCCUCUUUAUAUGUCGACUUCUCUACUAUUCAUGUAUUGUUGAGUUGAAGAUUUUGUGGAGGAGAAACAAAAAGCAAUCUCCUUGUUUGCUCAUAAUAUUAAGAGUUGGGUUUUUUUUUUUUCUUCCAAAAACACAGAAAAGAGAUCAAAGUUUGAGUCUUGAACAUCAGGAAGAGGACGAGAUAAUUCAGCUAGCAAAGUUUGAGAAAACUGAAAAUUAAGGCCCUGUUUGGAUUGGAUAGUUGAGGUUUGAAGGAAAUGGUUUUCAUGUUUGACAUUUUCUUUGCUGCGGAAGAGAAGGUUGAAGAAGGAGCUUGGGAGAAAGAGCGAUAGAGGAUAAACACAACAAACAAACCCAAAUUAGCAGAAGUUCAGAAGAAGAAAAUAACCAAAAAAGGAAAUAUUUGGUUUGGUUUUUGAUCUGCUUCUGCAGUAUCUGCCGGGUUACUAAUAAUGGCAAUGUCCGCAACUAUCAUCAGCAGCGACCCGGUUGUUCUACCGGCGGCCGCCGCCGCCGAAACUCAGCCAACACAAGCCACAACAAAACUCGUUUCCCAAAUCGAAAUCGAGUUCGUAAAAUGCGACUGCUGUGGAUUAACAGAAGAGUGCACGCCGGCGUAUAUUGAGCACGUGAGGGAGAGAUAUCAGGGCCAUUGGAUUUGCGGGUUGUGUGCAGAAGCUGUAAAAGAUGAGAUUGUUAGGUCACAGAAGAGACUGAUGAGCACGGAAGAAGCCAUGGCCACACACAUGAACUUCUGCAAAAAGUUUAAGGCCUCAGGGCCUCCUCUAAACCCUACCAUUCACUUGAUAUCCGCCAUGAGGCAGAUUCUCCGGCGCAGUUUGGAUUCUACGAGGGGGGGUUUGAGAUCAACUCCAAGUAGUCCUACAAAAAUUAAUGCAGGAAAAGGGCUCAAGAGGUCUGAGAGUUGCUUUCCGACUCUGACUGGUUGAGGAUAUUUGAUUAAUGGAGAAUAUAUAUUGGGAAUAAUGAUCAAUGGGAAAAAGUUUGGCAAAUUUGCAAUGUUAUUUGCUGAAAAGAAAAACACAGAAAGGAAAAGCAAGGAGUCUAAUUGUUAAGGGUUUAGAUGUUUAAUUUAGUUGUAAUUUAAUUAGUAUCGAACUAAUACAGAACCUAUUUUUCUUUCA